Apus apus (common swift) is the source of this 1423-nucleotide messenger RNA. RefSeq names its product cyclin A1 (gene CCNA1). Gene Ontology annotation, molecular function: cyclin-dependent protein serine/threonine kinase regulator activity. Gene Ontology annotation, biological process: mitotic cell cycle phase transition; regulation of cyclin-dependent protein serine/threonine kinase activity. The record is from RefSeq and is a predicted model, not a curated record. Gene Ontology annotation, cellular component: cyclin A2-CDK2 complex; nucleus; cytoplasm. The transcript has 8 exons. The coding region runs from base 1 to 1215 and encodes 404 amino acids. NCBI's taxonomy places the organism in Eukaryota, Metazoa, Chordata, Aves, Apodiformes, Apodidae.
AUGCGCCGCACCGGAGAGAUGAGCCGGGCGGGGCGGCGGGAGCCCUGCCCCGCGGCCCCUCGGAGCAGCGGCCGGGCCGUGCUGGGGGUGCUGGCGGAGAACGGGCAGCAGCGGCCCGGCAGCCAGGGUGCUACUAUUAUCAGGUGCUUCUCUGGCUCUGAAAACACCAUCCCUUCAUCUGGAAAAGAUGAGUUACUCAACCGCACAGUCAAUGCUGCAUCAAAGCAAGGGUUUGCUAUCUAUGUGGAUGAGCAGAAAGAAAACUACAGUGGCCAAGUGGCUGAAGAGCUGGAAUCAAGUGUGGGUGAACUGGAUACUAGUGCAAUGACAUCCAGUAUUCACCUACUGCUGGAUCUGAGUACAGGAUCUCCUAUGGUAGUGGAUACAUCCUUCCAGUCUCAGCCUGAGGAUCAUAUGGGAGAUCCCAUAACUCUGACCGUGGGAGAAUAUGCAGAAGAUAUUCAUCAGUACUUACGAGAGGCUGAAGUAAGAUUCAGGCCCAAGCCCCACUACAUGAGGAAGCAACCAGAUAUCACAACAGGAAUGCGUGCCAUCUUGGUAGACUGGCUGGUGGAAGUAGGGGAAGAAUAUAAACUUCGCACAGAGACUUUGUACUUGGCAGUGAAUUUCCUGGACAGGUUUCUUUCCUGCAUGUCUGUUCUCAGAGGGAAGCUGCAGCUUGUAGGAACAGCAGCGAUUCUUCUGGCUGCGAAAUAUGAAGAGAUCUAUCCACCAGAAGUGGAUGAAUUAGUAUAUAUAACAGAUGAUACCUACACAAAGAGGCAGCUGCUAAGAAUGGAACAACUGCUUCUCAAAGUGUUGGCUUUUGACCUAACAGUCCCAACCAUCAACCAGUUUCUCCUUCAGUAUUUUCAGAGGCAUGGAGUCUGUAUGAGGACAGAGAACUUUGCAAGGUAUCUUGCAGAGCUGAGUCUCCUUGAAGCUGAUCCCUUUCUGAAGUACCUUCCAUCACAAACUGCUGCAGCAGCCUACUGUCUAGCUAACUAUACAGUGAACAGAUCUUUCUGGCCAGAAACACUUGCUGCAUAUACUGGAUAUUCAUUAAGUGAGAUAGUGCCUUGCCUGACUGAUCUGCAUAAAGCCUGCCUUGAUGCUCCCCUCUGCCAGCUGCAAGCAAUUAGGGAGAAGUAUAAGCACACAAAGUACCUGCAAGUGUCUCUUCUGGAGCCCCCAGUAGUUCUUCCUCUACAAUAGAGACAGUGGAUCCUGGACUUGAAGAUUACUUUGUCCCAAUUGGCAAAACUGGUCUAACAUCUCAGAGCACUGCAGGUCAUGUGUCUAAGCAUAGUGAUCAGAAUGGUUUUUAAGCUAGUAAUUUUUAACUAGAUGCCUUUUUAAAAAAGGUUAUUAGACUAUAUCUCAAUAUAUCUGACAGCACUUUUAAUAAAUAUCUUAUUACACU